Fopius arisanus is the source of this 1346-nucleotide messenger RNA. It is a transcript of the gene mTTF, whose product is annotated as mitochondrial transcription termination factor. Gene Ontology annotation, cellular component: mitochondrial matrix. Gene Ontology annotation, biological process: regulation of DNA-templated transcription; termination of mitochondrial transcription. The record is from RefSeq and is a predicted model, not a curated record. The transcript has 4 exons. Bases 156 to 1289 code for a protein of 377 amino acids. Gene Ontology annotation, molecular function: double-stranded DNA binding. Lineage: Eukaryota; Metazoa; Arthropoda; Insecta; Hymenoptera; Braconidae.
GUAAAAAACCAGUGGCGACGCCGUCAUGAAAAACCGUUCAAACAACAGCACAUGGUACUGUCGAAGAAAGAGCAUUCCGAGGAGGUUAAGUGACCAUCUGAUAAACUUUCUGACAAAAAAGAAUUCAAUGAUUCCGUGUAAAUAACAGUAAAAAAAUGUCGCGAAACUUGGCUCGGUGUUUAAUGCGGAAUCUUCUGAAACAGAAUAAUUACGUAUGCAUGAGGUUAUUGCCUCAGCAAUUAGUCAAACGUUACGAACACACAAAAAAAAAUUAUGCACUUAUGCAAAAUGAUAACACUGAAACAACUAUGGAUUACCAAGAGGUUAAAACCUAUCGGGAAUUUUUAAAUGACAAUGUCAUUGGACACAACUAUUCCGUGAGAACUUUAAUGAAUCUCCUGGACAUUCGUAGAGAAACAGCAAUCAAGUUUACUAUAAAGUGGCCGAUAUUUAAUAAAUUAACAAAGCCAGCACUUCUGAAGAAUUACCAACUUCUACGCUCUGCUGGUGUCUUCAAGUCUACGAUCAGGCAGAAUGUCGAAUCGCUGGCCGACACCCCUGAAAAUAUCCAGAGCAAAGUCAAGAGUCUGAAGAAGGUUAAACUCGAGAUCAACUAUGGUAUUCCCUUAUUACGAUUGUCAGCUUUGGAGUUGAUGAAUUUUUCCAGUACUACCAUGAAGGAUAGAAGUUUACAGCCUAAUUAUCGGAAUAGAAUUGAAUAUCUGGCCGCGAAAUUCAAUUGCCACGUGAGUACAAUUUGUGUUUUGGUAUGCACUCAACCUGAUAUUUUAUCCAUCAAGAUGGCGAAAAUUGUCGAAAUCACAGAAUUUUUAUUAGCUCAACGUGCUGGAAUAAAAGAAAUCAAGCCAUGGUUCAUUCGCUGUCCAAUUUCGAUAAUUGAAAGACGGGAGGAGAAGAAAAUUAAUUGGAACACGAUCGUUGGUCCUGAUACCACCCUUGAGGAGCACAUCGCCAAAGUAAUGGACUGCGAUUUGCAUUCUGCCACAUCCCUUCUUUAUCGUAGUCCUGAUAUUAAAUCACUCUCCAUCGUAAAAUUGACCAAAAUGCUUCAAUUUCUUCAUAGCACUGGCUACACAAUUCAUGAUUUGUACCGUGCACCAACAAUUGUGCACAGACUGGAAGACAGUAUCAGACGCAACUACGAGAAAUGGACGGCCGCUGGUAUUGGACAUCCGAACAUAAGUACAUUGAUCAUGUCACAAAAGCGUUUUGAAGAGAAGUUACAAGAAGAGAUUGCCAAGAGUAAAUCUUCCAAUAUUUUUUCAUAAUUUUACGUCGUCCUUAUAUUAUCAACAAUACAGUAAUAAAAUUCACAAUUAUUUAUA